Molecule: messenger RNA, 354 nt
Organism: Meira miltonrushii
Lineage: Eukaryota; Fungi; Basidiomycota; Exobasidiomycetes; Exobasidiales; Brachybasidiaceae
Exons: 1
Coding region: 1-354 (117 amino acids)
Source: RefSeq, a predicted model, not a curated record
AUGGUGCAAGUCGCAACAGAAGAAAUGAUGCAAGUCGCAACAGAAGAAAUGAUGCAAGUCGCAACAGAAGAAAUGGUGCAAGUCUCAAAGCAAGAUGCCACACAGAAUUCAUCAAGAGGCUGCUUCAAAUGCAACACAAAUUCCGUCAAGAGACUGCUCCAGAUGCCACGCAGAAUUCGUCAAGAGUCAGCGGAGCAGUCUCAACAGGAGAAAAGGUGCAAAUCUCAACAGAAGGAAGUGGUGCAAGACUCAACAGAAGAUGCCACACAGAGUUCAUCAAAAGUCAGCGGAGCAGUCUCAACUAAAGAAGUGGUACAAGUCUCAACAGAAGAAAUGGUGCAAGUCUCAACAUAA